This is a messenger RNA of Bombyx mori (domestic silkworm), 399 nucleotides long. RefSeq lists its product as uncharacterized. The coding region runs from base 1 to 399 and encodes 132 amino acids. The record is from RefSeq and is a predicted model, not a curated record. The transcript has a single exon. NCBI's taxonomy places the organism in Eukaryota, Metazoa, Arthropoda, Insecta, Lepidoptera, Bombycidae.
AUGUACAGUCGAGCCAGAACGUAUGUACGAACCGCCGCCGGGAAUUCCGACGAGUUCAAUGUGGCAGUGGGCUUACACCAAGGGUCUGCACUAAGUCCCUAUCUCUUCCUGCUUGUGAUGGAUGCCUUGACAUCGGAGAUACAGGAAGAGCCCCCUUGGUGUAUGCUGUUUGCCGAUGACAUAGUGCUCGUCGGAGAAAACGGGCUCGAGGUCCAAAACAUACUGGAGAAAUGGCGAUGCAAGUUGAAGAGUGUUGGCCUAAAAAUCAGCAGAUCGAAAACCGAACAUCUGUUCUGUGAUUUUGGUGGUCUCUCCAAUUUUACACCCAUUUCCCUCGACGGAACACCUUUGCCAGUAUGUCAAGACUUCCGAUACCUAGGGUCUGUUAUCCAAAGGUGA